AUGUCCUACCUCGACCCGCUCGAUUUUGCGGCGGAGCGCGCGGCCGAGCUCAAGGCGCUCGAGUCGCUCCUAGAGCCGGCCGGCGCCGCACUGCCGGAGCCGCCGCCGCGGCUGCACCAGAGGCUCUCGCGCCGCAGGGCGGGCAGCGCGUCGGCCCGCUGGAAGGUGCGGCCUCCGCUCUCCGCCGAGCGCCGCGAGGCCGUGCGCGACCGAAGCCGGCGCGACCGCCGUCGCACCGCCGUGCUGCGGGCGCGAACCGCUGCGCGCGGCGGCAUCACCACCGAGGCGUGGCACGCCAAGCGCUUCGAGAUGGCGACGCUCUUUCGCAUCGCGCGGCGAUACGACGGGAUGCGGCUGCCGUGGCGUGCGUCCGACCGCGCGCCCUCCUCGGCGGUGCGCGCGUGCGCCGAGCGCUGCACCAUCCACGACGCCUCCUACCUUCGGAUGCUGCUGCUGCAAGGGGCUGGAGACGGACUACUCUCGGUCCUGGGCCAGGUCACGGACGCGCCGCGCGCGGCGCUGCGCCGUCUGCUCGGCGAGGGCGGGGCCGCACGCGAGCUGCCGUGCACGCUGCACCAGCCGGGCGCGUGGCCGCUCGGCGCGAUCGCGCCCGUCCGCCUGCUCUGCCUGGCAGGAGGAGGAGAGCCGCUGCAGCUCCGCGGGGCAACGAGCCACGCCCUGCUCACCUCGGCCCUCCGCACCUUUGGGCAGAGGCCGGACGAGCAGCGACCGGACGAGCAGCGACCGGAGGAGCAGACCGCAGAGGCGGCGGCGAGGCGGGCGUGGAGCGCGCUGCAGCCGCUCGCAUCGCCCGCCGCGUUGCCGGCGCGGGCCGUGCUGAGCCUCCGCGCGCACGUGGCGGCGCUGGCCGACCCUCCUCCCGGCUGGGGCGCCUUCAAUGCCUUGCAAUGUCCCUCGUCCACCGCACCGCCCGCCGCGGCCCCCUCCCGCUCGGGUGCGAGUGCGGCCGCGGCCGGGCUUGUGCAAGUGGUGCUCGUGCAGCAGCCGGCGUGCGCGCCGGGCGGGGGCGUAGACCUUGCGCCGGGGUACGGGGCGGGGUGGGACCUGCUGCUGCCGACGAGCUGCGCCGCCGCCGCUUGGCACGCGCUCGUCGCUGGCGGGGGUCGGGCCAUUGGGCAGGCGGAGCUGCGCGCCAUCGCCCUCCACCAGCGAGCCGCCCUCUUCCCGUACGACUGGCCGGACACGCCCGCGGGGAGGCGGCUGGGCCUCUGCCCUGAGGGCCUCUGCCCUCGCCUCUGA
This is a messenger RNA of Emiliania huxleyi CCMP1516, 1260 nucleotides long. RefSeq lists its product as hypothetical. NCBI's taxonomy places the organism in Eukaryota, Haptophyta, Isochrysidales, Noelaerhabdaceae. The record is from RefSeq and is a predicted model, not a curated record. Gene Ontology annotation, biological process: tRNA 5'-leader removal. The transcript is spliced from 4 exons. Bases 1 to 1260 code for a protein of 419 amino acids. Gene Ontology annotation, cellular component: nucleolar ribonuclease P complex; ribonuclease MRP complex.